Colletotrichum fioriniae is the source of this 1179-nucleotide messenger RNA. The record is from RefSeq and is a predicted model, not a curated record. Lineage: Eukaryota; Fungi; Ascomycota; Sordariomycetes; Glomerellales; Glomerellaceae.
AUGAUACGGCGACUCGCAUAUGAAAAGGCGCUGCCUCAGGAGCUCGUUGCCUUCCAACAGAUUAUGGACAAUAUACAGAAGGAUAUAGAUCUUCGACGACUACGUUCUCUGCUGGACCCUGACGUCACCGAGCUCACGCAUGUUUCGGAGCUACAGGAUGAUGGCCGCUCUGAUAUUAUGCCAAUUGCUCACAGCUUCCCAAGCCUAGUCUCAGAGACGCAGGCACAUUUCGAUGCUAGAACCCGUGCCUCCAGGGUCACAUGGGCCGCUUGUUCGGACGGUAAGACCUUCAACGGCUACCCCGCGGACCCAGACGAGGGAGUCAGAGCCGAAAAGUACAUUUCCGAGUUGUCAAGCACCAUCCACGGUAGACUCGGUGGGAACAUUGACGCUGGUGCUUGGAAGUCACUAUCCAAGCGUCUCUUUGGCCUUCUAAAGGACUUUGCCAUCAAACUUGGCCUUGAGUCUUCGGCCCAGGUGAACCGAGACAUUAUGUAUUUUAUACACAAACGUGGUCGUGAGAUUGCGACGCAACUUGACUCAAUGAUCAUCAGCGUCGAUGCUUCAGCAGAUGAUGCCGACGAAAGUAAUGAAGUCAAGAUAGACCACAUGCUGCUUAGCGAUAAGAUGGCGUUGUGGACCAGCAAGGCGACGGAAAUAGAGACAUCUGUCGACGAGAAAGAGCUUUUCGUGGGAGUCACAGACGUGGAAGAGACCAUCGACGCGCCGAUACUAUCCACUUACAAUAAGACUGUUGUGGAGAGUAAUUCACUCAACUGGCUCAUCGAAAGCCUGCGAAGAGAAUUGACACUCAAGCGAGAUAUUGAUGAGUCAGAAGGUUGCAAUCAUCGCGAAAUCAUACGGCGCAAGGUCAUGGAGAACCUCCCAACUGGCAAAAUUAGCAAAAACAGGCCUCCAACGACACACUCUGUAAUAUUUCGAGUGCCGGGAUGGGCGCUCCUUCGCAGACUUCAAGUGGACAGAUACGGAUCUGAAAGGCCCCUAUACGAGGCCAUGGUAGUAACAUAUUGCUCAGGGAAUGCCCAGGCAGCAAUUGUUGAGGAUUACAUGGAGCAGACAUGGCCUUCAACAUGGAAAACGAUCUUCAACUUGUUGCAGACGGUAUCUCGCAGUUCCAGCAGCGGCGUUCAUGCAGACCCGGGUAUCAGUAUCGUCUGA